UCAAGUUGUCAGCUCUGACAAAAACUCGAAAUAAGCCAUCAUAAAUCACCGGAAAUUAAAAUACAUGAUAUAAUGAAAGAAUAAACAAAUUGCAAACAGUUAAACUAUUAGGGUCAAGAACACAAUCUGGCGCGGUCAAGUGAGCUACAUGUAAGCUCUUAAAUCACAUUAAGUCUGUGUUGGAAGUACUCUGAAUCAAAGCCCCAAAAAACGUUUUACGAGUCCAAAACAUUUACCCUAGAAGUACUGGUAAUUUCAGAGACGACCCGACCGUACGAUGACUUCCGAAGCUUCUCGACGACGUUCGGAAUGUUUCCCGGGCAAAGUUAAAUAGGAUGAAUUUCGUCAAAAUGAUGUUGUCGCCAGUAGUUCAAUGGAAAAUUUGGGUCUAGUUUACAUUUUUUUUUCGAAAGUAUGUCAUCAAAGGCUGUAACAGCUCAAAUUUUUAUCUAGACGAGAGUAAUUGGUGCCUAGGCGUGAGUUGGCGCAAGAUCAAAGUUUUAGACGCUAAGGGUUGAGAGUUUUAGAUGCAAGAGCUGGCAGGUAUAUGCAUGUGAUCUGUGAAGUUCAAUCCUAACGUACCAGCCGUCAUGUUUUUGACAGUAAACUAAGACAAAACGUUUGAAUUCAAGUACGGUUCAGCUAUUAGCUAAUUUCAUCCUGAUCAUGCAUGGUUCUGUAACUGAAUGUACCGCAUGUAAUCUGCCAAAUUUAGCACAAAGUAACCGAUCGUUAUGAGAACCGAACACGUGUUAAGAGGAAGCGUGUUUCAACGGAGCUCUUGUACCACGCUGAUUCUGUGCUGAAACCACUGCAUCUGUUGUGACACGUCUAGCCAAGAGUAACCAAUCCCAUCGCUUAAUUUGUGACAGAUUGAGACGAGCUGAAGGGAAACAUAUGUAAACAGGGAAUUCUCUUUCCUCUUCCAGUCGAUUUUGAUAACUUUGGAGGCAAGUGAGUUUGAAACGCUGGAAUACUGAGCAAACAGAAAUGCGAGACAUCUUCUCUGUCUCCUUUCUCGCCGUUUUUCUUUUGAUCUUCACACGAACGCACUCGAAGGAACUGCAGUCAAACGAUUCGACUUCUACAUGUAAGCCGGAUCCUCAUUCUGGAAUGCCAGGAAUGCCCGGCGUGCCAGGAAUACCGGGAACUCCGGGUGCUCCAGGUAGAGAUGGCUUCAAAGGAGAGAAGGGCAGCAUCGGAAAGCGGGGUUCGCAAGGUGCUAUAGGAAUCCCAGGGAAAAUUGGACCACGGGGCCCUGAAGGAUCCAAAGGGGAGGUGGGGAAGAAAGGAGAAAUUGGUAAGAUAGGAGCAAAAGGAAGUACGGGUAUUCCUGGGAACAUUGGUCCCAGGGGUUCAAAAGGAUCCAAGGGAGAAAAUGGCAUCGGAGCAAAGGGAGAGAAGGGAGAUGCAGCAAACAUGGACCCAAGACAGAGAGCUAAUUGGAAACAAUGCGCAUGGCGAUCGUAUACAAGUAUUGACAACGGUAAAAUAAAGGUAAGUGAUCAUAUUAGGAUCUACUUUUGUAUUAAACUUUGUGGCUUACUGACUUUCGGUCUAUGAGGAAGUAAAAUUCCA
Orbicella faveolata is the source of this 1578-nucleotide messenger RNA. RefSeq lists its product as uncharacterized. The record is from RefSeq and is a predicted model, not a curated record. Lineage: Eukaryota; Metazoa; Cnidaria; Anthozoa; Scleractinia; Merulinidae.